AUGCCACGACCGACAUAUACCAUCGAGCAACUCGGCCAGUUUUACGACCGCAUCCGUCUUCCUGAAAAGUACCGAUGCCAUCCCGAUGAUGCCUCGCGGGCUUCCAACGAGGACAGGCUAGACUUCCUCACCACGCUCCAGCGGCAUACCCUAUGCUACGUUCCAUUUGAAAAUCUCGAUCUGCAUUACUCCCGCUGUCCAAACAUCGAUCUUCAUCCGACCUCGCUUUUCCAAAAGAUCGUCUGUCGACCCCAUGGCAAGGUGUCUGAGAGUAAGCGAGGAGGCUACUGUAUGGAGAAUAACACGCUGUUAGCCACGGUACUUCGGAGUCUCGGGUUCCGGGUCAUGAGCGGGAAUGGGGAGCUCAUGUUCUACGGCUUUUCACACAUGGCCAAUAUUGUUACGAUCGGCUCGAUACGAUAUCUGGUCGAUGUAGGAUUCGGUGCGGGAUGCGCCGUCAAACCAUUGCCGUUGGUGGACGGUCAUGAGCAGAGCAAUUUGCCUAUGCAACAAGUCCGUCUACGAUGGGACACGUUAGCGGAGAGCGAGGAUCCUGACGCGAAAUUGUGGAUUUUGGAGAGGAGAGACGCGGCGGCGGAGCCGUGGUCGGCUGUGUAUUGCUUCCCGGAUCGAGUGGAGUUCCUCCCGGCUGAUUUUGCGGUGAUGAAUCAUUUCACCAGCACUUCGAGAGCAUGCUUUUUCACGCACACGGUGGUGGUUGUCAAAUAUCUGCUGAGCGAGGAUGGGUCGCAGGUGAUUGGGGAGAUGGUCUUGGUAGGCGAUCGACUGCACUGGAGGGUCGCAGGACGGAAGGAGAUCCUCGGUGUCUUGACCAAUGAAAGUGAACGAGUCGACGCCUUGGAGAAGUUUUUCGACAUCCGACUCACCGAGAUGCAGCAGAGCGCUAUCUUGGGGUUGGGAAGCAUGCUGGGAGAACCAUGA
Molecule: messenger RNA, 942 nt
Organism: Zymoseptoria tritici IPO323
Lineage: Eukaryota; Fungi; Ascomycota; Dothideomycetes; Mycosphaerellales; Mycosphaerellaceae
Exons: 2
Coding region: 1-942 (313 amino acids)
Molecular function (GO): acetyltransferase activity
Source: RefSeq, a predicted model, not a curated record